GGGAGGGUGGAAGGAGAAAGAAAACGGGAGCUGGCAAGAGUAGAGCAGGCAGCCAAUCAGAAUUCGAGGCGUUUGGGCUUUAACAACAGACGGUGGUAGUCGAUCGCCGAGCGAGAGAUCGGUCCAGGAAGGAGGGUGAGCUCUCGGCCACGUGGGGACGGUGUUGCUGGCGCUAGAGACGCGGAAAGCUUUUUUCCCCAUCUUGAGCAGUAGCAAUGGCGCAGCUUCAGGCUCGCUUCUUUACCGAGGAUACGAGAUUCUCAGUAGACGAUGUCCCUUUCUCUGUCCCGGCCACUUCUGAAACGGCUGACCUCAGUAACGUUAUUAACAAACUCCUGGAAGCGAAAAAUGAAAGCCACAAAUAUGUGGAAUUUGACUUCCUUGUCAAGGGUCAGUUCUUGCGAAUGCCCCUGGUCAAACACAUGGAAACUGAAAAUAUCUCUACGGAAGAAGUAGUGGCAAUAGAAUAUGUAGAGAAGUACAUGGCUCCCCAACCAGAACAAUGCAUGUUCCACGAUGACUGGAUCAGUUCUGUUGCAGCUACAGAAGAAUGGAUUUUGACAGGCUCGUACGAUCAGACUUCUCAGAUCUGGUCAGUCGAAGGCAAACCCAUAACGACUCUUGCUGGGCACGUAGAUGUGGUAAAAGAUGUGGCGUGGGUGAAGAAAGAUAGCUUGUCGUGCCUGCUGCUGAGCGCCUCUUUGGAUCAGACAGUCCUGCUGUGGGAGUGGAAUGUAGAAAAGAACACCGUGAAAGUGCUUCACCGUUGUAGAGGACAUGCAGGAAGCGUAGAAGCUGUAGCGGUUGAUGGCUCAGGAACAAAAUUUUGCAGUGGAUCCUGGGAUACAAUGUUAAAGAUUUGGUCUGCAGUGCCUACAGAUGAAGAAGAUGAAAUGGAAAUGGAGGAAGUAGCUGACAGGCCAAGAAAAAAGCAGAAAACCGAACAUUUGGGACUAACAAGAACUCCUAUGACAACUCUCUCGGGUCAUACAGGAGCAGUCUCAUCUGUACUCUGGUCAGAUACAGACGAAAUCUGCAGCGCUUCUUGGGACCACACAAUCAAGGUGUGGGAUGUUGAAACGGGAGGCCUCAAGUCAACUUUGACUGGAAGCAAAGUGUUCAAUUCGGUUUCUUACUCACCUCUCUGUCGGCGUCUAGUCUCUGGAAGCACAGACCGACAUAUCAGGUUGUGGGAUCCUCGCACCAAAGAUGGUUCGCUGGUGCUGCUUUCACUUACUUCUCAUACUGGCUGGGUGACGUCAGUCAAGUGGUCACCUACACAUGAACAGCAGCUUAUCUCUGGUUCUCUAGACAACCUAGUUAAAAUCUGGGACACAAGGAGCUGCAAGAGUCCCCUCUAUGACUUGGCUGCUCAUGAAGACAAGGUUUUGUGCGUGGAGUGGACAGAGGCAGGGUUAUUGCUGAGUGGCGGAGCCGACAACAAGCUGUAUUCCUACAGAUGUCAAGCAAGCACCUCCGAUGUUGGCGCAUGAAAACAUCUCUGGUUUUCUGUCAGACUACAUUUUCUUCUACAGUUUUGUUUGUUUUUGUAACCUGUUUUGAAAUAUCCAUAGAAAAAGUGCUUAGUGUUAGUUUAUAACUAAGUUCUGUUUCUUUGGUUGUCUUGCCCAGGGUGUGGGUGGGAGGGGUUGACAACAGCAUGUUUUUGUACUUAAAGGCAGAUGAGUAAAGUAACAUGCUUAACUAUUAUCUGAACAACUUAUAUACGCUGUAGUGAGAGAUUUACUUUAUGUAACUAUACAGUUGUUGUUUUUUUAAAUUAAAUUAUGAUAUCGCCCUUCUGCCAGAUUUCUAUUAGGUUUAGUAGGAACAUCAGGUGGCUGCAGAUGAACUCACUACUCAUUUGAGGUUCCAGUAAAAAGCACAGGAAAUUCCUUAACACAGUUAUUAUAAUGCAGCAUGCUGAACACCUCAUUCAACAAACUUCAAGAGGUUUCUUUGUGCUGGGGAUGUUAAAGUUGACUGUUGAACUGGAAAGACUCCCACUCCUGCAAGGAGCCAUUAUAUUUUAAUUCAUUCUCAAGUUGCUGCAUCCUCUGCUGAAACAAUCAAGUUUAUCAUUCUCACUUUGGUGAUAUAUAUUCUAAAACUGGAAUGAUACAGAAAAGAUAUUCAGUUGGUACCGCAAGGUAAUUUCAUCCGGUCUUAUACAUGAAAGCGGUAGCUAAAUCUUUACAAAGACUUAACCUGAAGUUCUGUUCACUGUUUUCUGGGGGAGCUGUCAGUCAGGGAUGCUUUAGCUUUGGACAGAGGCAGGUGGGGAAGUUAAAAUGGCAAAGGAUAAAGGCAAGCUGAGCAGACACGCCCCCCCCAGUCAACACAAGAAGGUUCACUUGGCUCAGAUUCCGCUAGUGCAGGGGUAGGGAACCUGCGCCUCGAGAGCCACAUGCGGCUCUUCUGCCCUUGCAUUGCGGCUCCACGAGCCGAGCCGCCAGCCCCAUCCUUGCCCGCCCUGCAGGCAGCAGGGCGGGCGCACCAACUGCUCGUGGUUGAAUGGGCCGCACCGCGGGCUUCCCCUCUCGCCCGCCCUGUUGGAGCUGGGUAGGCACUUUCCCAGCAGCCAGCGAGGCAGAGCCACCGGCUUCAUCCUUGCCCUUCUCAGAAUGAGCGGAGUAAAAGGUUAAAAAAACCCAAUAUAUACAGUGUUAUCUUUAUUUUAAAUGUCAAAAAUUAUUUGUGGCUCCAAGUGUUUUCUUUUCCCGUGGAAAACAGGACCAAAUGGCUCUUUGAGUGUUAAAGGUUCCCUACCCCUACCCUAGUGCAACCAACCAUGGCAGUUGCAGGAGGAAGCAAUUGCUGAUAUGGCAAUAAUCGUGGUUGCCACUGAAAGGUCCAAACCAGGUGUAGUCUGUAGUGACAGUAAAAUCCCUGGGCCCCAGUGAGAGGUUCACAAUCUAGUCCGCUCAGACACUAAAUUUUAAGACCUUAUUAUGACAUGGUUGAAGAAUCCUUACUAACUGCAAAGUCACAAAGGAUUCUUUUGAACCCCACCCUAUAAAUACAUGUAUUUAUUCUUCAUUUUACAUCACUGUAACAUUGUUUGGUUUGCAUCACUAACAUCGUAUGGCAUGGCAAUACAAACGAUGACCAGCCUGUCCCAGUUCUGGAUUUCCUGCAUUGAACAAAGACGGCUGAUCCAGUCGCAUUAUCACUGUGUACCAAAAUAUACAAAGUGUGAGUGCAAUAAACAUUUGUUGCAAAUA
Messenger RNA from Sphaerodactylus townsendi, 3224 nucleotides. RefSeq names its product WD repeat domain 12 (gene WDR12). Gene Ontology annotation, cellular component: PeBoW complex; preribosome, large subunit precursor. Lineage: Eukaryota; Metazoa; Chordata; Lepidosauria; Squamata; Sphaerodactylidae. The record is from RefSeq and is a predicted model, not a curated record. The transcript is spliced from 13 exons. Gene Ontology annotation, biological process: maturation of LSU-rRNA from tricistronic rRNA transcript (SSU-rRNA, 5.8S rRNA, LSU-rRNA); maturation of 5.8S rRNA from tricistronic rRNA transcript (SSU-rRNA, 5.8S rRNA, LSU-rRNA); ribosome biogenesis. Gene Ontology annotation, molecular function: protein binding. Bases 216 to 1493 code for a protein of 425 amino acids.